AUGGCAUAUCGUGGUUGUAUCUGGAAUUGUGACGAUGGCCUCGAACAGAUUGGCGUGGCAUCAGCACCCAACUUCACUGGCCCUUAUACCCGUGCUCAUGAUUAUCCCAUCUUCCCCAGCGACGCCGAGGACCCCUUUGUUUGGCGUGAUAAAAGAGGAAAUUUCCACUUGCUCAUGCACUCGCUGGACUCUGCUGACAAUGGAGUUGGCUCUGGGCCCAAAGUGGCCCUCAUGGAUAUGCGCACCUUUCCGACGAAUAUUUCCCGCGAGAUUAACCUGGCCAUGACGAUGAUCGGCGUGAAUAUGGAGGAGAAGAGAGAUAGGAGAGCCGGUAGGAAAUGUCCUUGUGACCCAAAACAUAUAAUCAACUGGGGUCUCGGGAAUGCGAGCGGGAAUUCGUUGCAGUGCGGCCACGUCGACAUCCCAUUACCUGACAGUACAUAG
This is a messenger RNA of Talaromyces proteolyticus, 444 nucleotides long. RefSeq lists its product as uncharacterized. Lineage: Eukaryota; Fungi; Ascomycota; Eurotiomycetes; Eurotiales; Trichocomaceae. Bases 1 to 444 code for a protein of 147 amino acids. The record is from RefSeq and is a predicted model, not a curated record. The transcript has a single exon.